Messenger RNA from Notodromas monacha, 3396 nucleotides. Lineage: Eukaryota; Metazoa; Arthropoda; Ostracoda; Podocopida; Cyprididae. The record is from the annotation of a GenBank genome assembly.
UUCUAAGUCUUUUUUACUCUUGCAGUUCGAAAUUUUUUAUUUAUCUCGGUGACUCCUGUACAUUCACUUCAACCUCAUGUGUUGAUUGGAUUCGCUCAUUUUCUUUGUUUCGGCAAUGAGUGACACCGACCCGCUCUUGCGCCAACGAUUCCAAGUUUCCGACCCCCCUGAGGAGUCUGAAGUCCGUACGGAUGAGGCUGCUGCUGGGGAUGGAGAUGGCAAGACUCCCGACGACAUUGACGACAACUUGAGAGCUCAAGACGGGACCGACUCCGAGUGGGAAGAGAAGUGUGUGGAAGAAAAGGUGGUGGAAAAUGUCUCCAAAAAUGUUCCGAAGGGAACCGAUUUGGAGCCGAAGUAUCUUGAUUACGUUCUUGAUAAACUCCCCCCAAAGUGGAAGAAUUACAUGGUUCGUUUUCUCUUCACGUGGUUCAUGUUGGGCGGAUUUGGACUCUUGAUAGCGUUAGGUCCCCUCGCUCUGAUGUUUGCGACCUUGAUAGUGCAGGUCAAAUGCUUCGCAGAGAUCAUCAACAUUGGUUACAGUGUUUAUCGGAUUCAUGGGCUUCCGUGGUUUCGUUCUUUGAGUUGGUACUUCCUGCUCACGUCCAACUAUUUCUUCUACGGGGAAAGCCUUGUCGACUACUUUGGUGUGCUAAUCAACAAAACUGAUGUUUUGAGGGCUGUGGUCAUGUACCAUCGUUUCAUCUCCUUCAGCCUGUACAUUUUCGGUUUUGUCUGGUUUGUUCUCUCAUUGGUGAAGAAAUACUACCUUCGCCAAUUUUCGUUGUUCGCUUGGACUCAUGUUGCACUGCUUAUCUGUGUUACUCAGAGUUACCUGAUCAUCCAAAAUUCAUUUGAAGGAUUAAUUUGGUUCAUCAUUCCAGUCUCUAUGAUAAUCUGUAAUGACAUCAUGGCGUACAUGUUCGGAUUUUUCUUUGGCAAGACCCCGCUGAUUCAGUUGUCUCCGAAGAAGACCUGGGAAGGAUUUGUGGGAGGCGGGAUCUCGACUGUUAUUUUCGGUGCCAUAGCGGCACAUUUUAUGUCUCGUUACCAGUAUUUCGUUUGCCCCAUUCAAUACUCGGAGGAAGCCUCUGCUAUGGUCUUGGAAUGCGAGCCCCCACCGGUGUUCACUCUGACGAAGUAUCAGUUAUUUGGGCAUGGACCUGGAUUUUGGACCUAUCCAUUUGUUUGGCACUCGAUUGCCCUGUCGUUAUUCGCGUCCAUUAUCGGACCUUUUGGAGGAUUUUUUGCGUCUGGGUUCAAGAGGGCGUUCAAAAUAAAGGACUUCGGUGAUGUCAUUCCUGGACAUGGAGGGAUUCUGGACCGUUUUGAUUGUCAGUAUCUCAUGGCCACCUUCGUCAACGUCUAUUUGUCUUCUUUCAUCCGGACUCCGAGUCCUCAAAAGUUGAUGCAGCAGGUCAUGAAUCUCGGAAUUGACCAGCAAGUGGCAUUUUUCCAUGCGUUGGGAGCUUUGUUACGUCAGAGAGGGCAUCUACCCGAAAUCGACGGACUCCCUCAGCCAAAUCUUUGAGAAAACUAAAAGCAAAGAAAGGCAGUCCAUGUUUUGUGGUCGAAAGUCGAACGAUGGGCGUGAUCCGGCUGUAAACUGACCAUCGACAUGAUUUAUUGACACUAACGGCGGAAUCCUGAUUCGCAUUCUCAUUGGUUGUCAGUGCAAGUGGGCUUCGGGCACGUUCAGCUGAGCGGUUUUUCUGUGUUCCUCGGUUGAGUUCGAUUUUCAUUUGACGUGAAAUGGAAGGUCAGAAUUUUAAAAGUUGGAAUCAAAUGGUAUAUGAGUACAACUUAGUUUUAAUUUGAUCAAGAGCUCACUGGGCAUUCAUGUCUUUGAAGCUUGGAAUUUCAAGGUUGUGUUUUGAAUGUCGAAAGUUAAGGUUGAGGAAUAUUUUGGACCUCAUGUGCUGGCCCUCCUCGUAAUAAGGGGCGAGUUGAUAUUCUUUCAAGAUUUCAGCUUGAAAACAUUCACGUUUUCGAUUAAGAAAAAGGCAGACUUUACAGACAAAAAAACCGCUCUUCUGAAUCCUCCCGAGUAAACCUGAGACUUCCCUCCUACUUUUGCGGGGUAUUCGGAAAAUUUUCAAAUUUUUGCGAUUUCUCUCGAUUGGUGGUACCGGUGACAUCAAACGAAACGUUCGCGUUGUUUUCCUUUCAAGACGUCAUGUCCGUAUGUAUUUUGCACCUAGGUUGUGAUUUAAAAUCAAUAGUACAGAGAAAAUAUGGGGUAAACUCAUUGUAUUGGUCGUUUAGAACUCUCGACUGUCAGGGUGUAUACUUCUGAGAUAUUCUCACCAAAUAUUCAUGUGAGGCUUUGAUGUUGUGUGUUAUGCGUGUUCGGAAGGAACCGGUUCUUCAGGGCCGUCUUUUUCUUACCCUGAGUUUCCGUUUCGGUUUGAUUUCAUCUUUGGGUUUGCUCCUUGAAAACGUUUUUUAGUUGCGCACUUGUGUUAGAAGACGUUUCAUGAUUAUCGAACGCGAUUCCCGCAUUUUUUGGGUUGUGUUCACGAAAAGUGUGGGCGGCGAGAAUCACAUGGAUUGAUAUUCGAGCUCUGAUUUGAAUCAAAUGAGUUCAUUUAUGCGUAAGUUGUAUUUUGACACCAGUAGCCUCCCAACGAUUGAUGCUGCGUUACCUACUUGUGGUUCAAAUCAAUAAAUUGACCUUGCUGUGAGUUUCAAUGCUACGUUGAAUUAACUACUCCUGCUAGGCUUCUAUUCGAAUUUUUAUUGGAAAAAAAGUUUCUUCGCGUAGCCUCGAUAGUCAAAUUAUUAUUUUCAUCUUCGGAUCGGGAUUGACUUGAGAUUUUUUGGUUUUUCAAAUGUUCUCUUACCAAUUAUUUUUAGCUUUUGAAAUUCGCUCACAGCUGUGAAAGAAAUUGGUUAUAAAUUUUCCGGAAGAUUUAAGACUGUAAUCGAAAAUGAAAGAGGAACAUUUUGUUUUAAGGUAUCGACUUUAUUUUGUACAGAUGCAUUGUUGAAUCAAAAGAAUCCUUUUGUGAAGGCUUUAAACUUUUUGGAGAACAUUUUCUUGAUGGAUUUUGAGAAGUCUGAUAAUCUUGUGUAAAUAAAUAUUUAUCCCUUCCUGUCGCUAUUGACAAUUUUGGGCCUCAAUCGUAUUUGCUGUGCUUCUUUGUAGAACACGUCUUGGGCAAUAUUUGAGGUUUUCGUUGUUUUUUGUGUUCAGCUCCGAAAACAUUCCAGAAGUUUCUUUUCUUUUUGGAGCCAACAUCCUUCAAUUUUCGCGAGGAACUUUCUCGAACUCGUGCGGCCAAAUGUGAAAAGAAGUGUUAAUUGUGGUGCGACUGGGAUUAAAUAAACACGAACUUACCGCGUCGUCACUGGUGAUUAUACGAACACCAGGAACAGGUUGAUUCUUGUGUGAAA